This is a messenger RNA of Glycine soja, 1037 nucleotides long. RefSeq names its product NDR1/HIN1-like protein 10. The transcript has a single exon. Bases 164 to 853 code for a protein of 229 amino acids. Gene Ontology annotation, biological process: defense response to other organism. The record is from RefSeq and is a predicted model, not a curated record. Lineage: Eukaryota; Viridiplantae; Streptophyta; Magnoliopsida; Fabales; Fabaceae.
CCCAUAUCUCACAACCCACCACCAUCUCUGCUCUCCAUCAAGUCCCCUAUUACAUUACAAUUCACAAUUAAUAUUCUCUUCAUCAUAUACUUUCCCUUGAUAAUAAUUUCUUGGUUACAUCAAGGUACAUAUUUUCUGUUCAUUCAUUAACUCAUCUGCAAACAUGGCCGAUAAGCAACCCCACUUGAACGGCGCUUAUUACGGUCCCGCCAUUCCUCCGGCGGAGCAACCACGCUACCGCCCUCACAGUCACCGCGGAAGAAGCUGCUGUUGCUGCCUCUUCGGAAUCUUGUGGAAGAUUCUGGUUGCACUCAUUGUCCUCGUUGGCCUCGCGGUCCUCAUCUUCUGGCUGGUGGUUCAACCCCGUUCCUUCCAGUUCCACGUCACGGAAGCCGACCUAACACAAUUUGAUUACUAUACCAACAACAACACCCUUCACUACAACAUGGUCCUCAACUUCACUGCACGCAACCCCAACAAGAAGCUCAACAUAUACUACGACAAAGUUGAGGCAUUAGCAUUCUACGAGGAUGUCAGGUUCGCAAGUUACGAUGUCAUAACACACAUGAACUCCUUCCGCCAGUACAAGAAGAGCUCCAGCCCCAUGAGCGCCGUUUUCACAGGGCAACAAUUGCUGAUGCUGAACAAUGAUCAAGUCUCAGAGUUCAACCAAGACAGGAAUACUGGUGUUUAUGACAUCUAUGUGAAGCUCUACUUCAGGAUGAGGUUCAGGCUCGGGGACUUUAUAUCCAAUGACUACAAGCCCAAGGUCAAAUGUCACCUCAAGGUUCCUUUCAGUAAAAAUGGCACCUUUACUCUGUUUCAGACCACCAAAUGUGAUGUCGAUUUCUAGGGACUACACUUUUUAUUAGAUUGGUUUUAAUCUGGACUUUUCUUUCUUUAAUCUUUAUUUUAAAUUUUUAUAAUUAGUUAUGUAACUUUUGUGAUUAUUUUAUUCAUUCUUUUACCUAUAUGUUUGUAAUGUAUAUGAUUUCUUGCAAUAAUAUUUUUGUUACUCCUGUUUAUGCAGUAGUGUA